Messenger RNA from Pieris rapae (cabbage white), 3587 nucleotides. RefSeq lists its product as uncharacterized. Lineage: Eukaryota; Metazoa; Arthropoda; Insecta; Lepidoptera; Pieridae. Gene Ontology annotation, biological process: carbohydrate metabolic process. The record is from RefSeq and is a predicted model, not a curated record. Bases 137 to 3358 code for a protein of 1073 amino acids. Gene Ontology annotation, molecular function: hydrolase activity, hydrolyzing O-glycosyl compounds; carbohydrate binding; protein binding. The transcript is spliced from 2 exons.
UAUAAUAAAAGUAGACACGCUUCAUUGACAGCAUAUAUUACGUAUUGAGUGUCGGUUUAAGACGUUCAUUGGUCUUGGUUUUACGUGUGUCGCCUGAAUUUAUUAAGUAGUUAUAUCAACAAAUAUUCAAAAUAAUAUGGCGGGCACGAGUGGAGGUGACUUACCUAAAACAAUACAAGGUAUUGAUAAUAUAGAAAAACAGAACAAAUUUUAUUCUUUAAAGUAUUCAUCUGGAGAAUGUGGCCGGUUGCAUAUUCUUAAUGAUCACGUGUUUCGGUUUUAUAUGUCGCCCACCGGAGAGUUCUUAGAUUAUCCAAAACCUCAUAACCCAGACGACAAAGCAAAUAUUAUUGAAAAGAAUGAGGACAGCUACGGGUAUGACGCAUUUAAAAACUCGACAUUACAGGAUGCAAAAACACAUUAUAUUGUAGAAACCGAAGAUUUAAAUAUUAUUUUCGAUAAGAUAAGGGGAACAAUGGCAAUACACGACUCUCGGAAAAGUAAAGAUGUUUUUAAUGAAUUCAAUUCUUUAUCGUACGAGGAUCAUAGUUGUACACAAACAAUAAUACAAAGCCCUGGUGAGUAUUUCUUUGGAGGAGGUAUGCAGAACGGUCGUUUCACUCAUAAAGAAGAAGUAAUUGAUAUUGUUAAUACUAAUAAUUGGGUCGAUGGAGGAGUAACGUCUCCGUGCCCUUUCUAUUGGUCUACGCGUGGUUACGGUAUCCUAAGAAACACUUGGCAACCCGGUUUGUAUGAUUUCGGAGCAUAUUCCAAUGAAAUCAUACAAACAAGUCACAAAGGAAUUGAUUUUGAUGCAUAUUUCUUUAUCAACUCCAAACCUAGAGACAUUUUAAGAGAUUAUUAUGAGCUAACAGGAAAUCCACUAAUGAUGCCCGAGUAUGCCUUUUACGAGGCACAUCUAAAUGCUUUUAAUCGAGAUUAUUGGGUGGAGGUUACAUCUACCACCCGUGGCGCUAUUUUGUUUGAAGAUGGAAAAUAUUAUAAAUGUUAUCAGCCUAAAGACAUGGAUGGUAAACAAGGAAUUUUGGAAUCACUUAAUGGUGAAAGAGACAACUAUCAGUUUUCAGCGCGAGCUAUGGUAGACAGAUACAAGAGGCAUGAUAUGCCUCUCGGUUGGUUUAUACCGAAUGAUGGUUAUGGGUCUGGUUAUGGCCAAACUGAUAGUUUAGAAGGUGAUAUUGAUAAUUUGAAAAAAUUCUCAGAUUAUGCAGCAAUAAAUAGUGUUGAGGUUGCGCUUUGGACUGAGUCCAAUUUGGAACCUAUUGAUCUUCUCAAUCCCAAAAAAGGUGAUAGAGAUUUAGCUAAAGAAGUCAGUGUAGCAAACAUAGUUGCUCUCAAAUGUGAUGUUGCAUGGAUAGGUAGCGGGUACUCGUUUGCAUUUAGCGCUGUAGAGAACGCCUCUCGUAUAUUUGUUAGGAAUACAACACGACGUCCACUUAUCAUCAUGGUAGAUGGUUGGGCUGGGACACAAAGACAUUCAGGAAUCUGGAGUGGGGACCAAACUGGAGGGCAAUGGGAAUAUAUUCGAUUUCAUAUACCGACUUAUGUUGGUUCAGGUCUAUCUGGGAUGCCGAUUGUAGGCUCUGAUAUGGAUGGUAUUUAUGGAGGAGAUUUAAGGGAAGUUAAUGUACGAGACUACCAAUGGAAGUCCUUUACACCCCUUCAGUUGAAUAUGGAUGGUUGGGGUCGGGUUCCUAAAACUCCUUUUAGUUUUGACGAAGAAGCGACAUCUAUUAAUCGAGCAUACCUAAAGUUUAAAACAAUGCUUUUGCCAUAUAACUAUUCAAUAGCGUAUGAAGCAACACAGGGAUUACCCAUGGUACGAGCUAUGUUUUUGGAAUACCCCAAUGAAAAUUCAUCAUAUACAAAUGACUCAAAAUAUCAGUUUAUGUGGGGAUCAAAUAUUCUUGUCGCUCCCAUUUACAAUAGUAAAAAACUCGGAGAUUUAUCAGUACGUGAUGGUGUAUAUCUACCGAAGGAUGGAGAGAUAUGGAUAGAUCUUUUUACGGGUAAGAGGUUUCAAGGUGGAAAAAUUUACAACAACAUACUCACGCCAUUAUGGAAAAUACCAGUAUUUAUCAAAGAUGGGUCAAUUAUUCCAAUGACGAAUCCAAAUAAUAAUCCUUCUGAGGUAGAAAGAGAAAACAGGAUAUAUACCAUUUAUCCUAAUGGCAAAUCCAGUUAUGUAACAUAUGAAGACGAUGGCAUAUCAACACAGUAUUUGGAAGGACAAAAUGCAAGCACAGAAAUUACAGUAAUUGGCCCUAAAUCAAAUUCAGUUGGUGAUUUGUUAAUAAAAAUAGGAAAAACCAAUGGCGACUAUAAUGGUAUGAUAAAGAAACGAACAACCAUAUUGCAAAUAAUGUCCUCUAAUAAUGUAAACAAUAUGAAGAUCGCUCUAAAUGGAGAAAAUUUAACAAUUGAAAAAGUACACACAGAAGAAAUGUUUAAUAAGGGCGUAAAUUGUUUUUGUUUCACAGAAAACUUUUUUUUGAAUCCAUUCAUAAAAGAAUUUAGCAAUAUUGGCCAAAAGUUUCUGCUGAUAAAAAUAGAAAUGGUAGAUAUUGUAACUACUGAAAUAAAUGUCAAAAUUAGAGAUUAUUCAUGUGGGGAUUUCAAACAAAUAUUUGGCAAAAUAGAUGAAAUCAAUUCAAAUCUAGAAACUCCAUGUUUGAGAGUAGAUAAUGAUGACACAACGCCAACAAGUAUAACUAUGGAAUGGGAUUUAGUUGAACAUAUUGACUAUUAUGAAGUAUUAAGAGAUGAUGUAAUUUUUACAAAUAUUACAGAUACAAAAUUUACUUUUGAUUCAUUUAGAAGUGAUACAGAACAUGCUUUCAAAAUUCGGUCAGUUAAAAUCAAUAAAGCAUCGGAUUGGAGUGAAUUAGUCAAAGCAAAAACGCGGGAGGACCCAUUUAAACAUAUUAUUCCAGGAGUGAAGGUAACUUGCAAUUUGCCAUGUCAACCAAAUCAGGAAGUAUUUAAUUUAGUUAAUACAAAUUCAGCUAAGAUCUGGCAUACACACUGGACUGAUAGAGGCCAAGCAAAAUCUGAGCCAUUGAGGCUAAAGUUUGAUUUAAAUGAAGUGUAUGAUGUUGCAAAAGUUGAUUAUUUUCCAAGAGGUGAUGCAGGUAAUGGUACAUUCCUUGAACUGCAAUAUAAAUUUUCUAUUAAUAAUGAGGACUGGUCAUCUCUCUCAGAAAUUAUAAGAUUUAAUCACAGCAGUAAAACUAAAACUAUUGAUCUGAAUGCUCGAUUCAGAUACAUUGAAUUUAUUGCAACAAAAACUGUUGGGGAUUUUGGGUCAGGAAAACAUAUGUUAUUUUAUAAAAAGUAAUGCCUUUGAUGUCUAUUCCUUAAAAUAAUUAUUUAGGUUUGAUUAAUUUGUAACAUCUUAUUCAUAAGUAACAAUAAGUAACAUUCCCAAAGCUUAAUUGGGAAUACUGGAAUUGAAAUAUUAUCCUAUUAUAUAAUACAUUUUUGUCAAAUUUAUUUAACUUUUUUAAAUUGAUUAACUAAUAUAAAUAUUUAGUAAGUAUUAUGUUUAAAACAAAUCUUAUAUGAAA